Messenger RNA from Fonsecaea nubica, 474 nucleotides. RefSeq names its product deoxyuridine 5'-triphosphate nucleotidohydrolase. The record is from RefSeq and is a predicted model, not a curated record. Bases 1 to 474 code for a protein of 157 amino acids. Gene Ontology annotation, molecular function: magnesium ion binding; dUTP diphosphatase activity. Gene Ontology annotation, biological process: dUTP catabolic process; dUMP biosynthetic process. NCBI's taxonomy places the organism in Eukaryota, Fungi, Ascomycota, Eurotiomycetes, Chaetothyriales, Herpotrichiellaceae. The transcript has a single exon.
AUGUCUCCCACGACCAACUCCACGGCAGUGCCACAACUCUCCCCCUCGUCGCAGCCGCCCCUCUUGAUCAAGAAGCUCUCCGCCGACGCCUCCACGCCGACGCGCGGCUCGGCCUUCGCCGCCGGGUACGAUCUGUACGCCUCGAAACCCACCACGAUCCCCGCGCGAGGCAAGGCCCUCGUCUCGACGGACCUCUCCAUCGCCACGCCCGAAGGCACGUACGGCCGCGUCGCGCCCCGGUCGGGCCUGGCCGCGAAACACUUCAUCGACACGGGCGCGGGCGUCAUCGACGCAGACUACCGCGGCGAGGUCAAGGUCCUGCUGUUCAACCACGGCGAGGUCGAUUUCCAGGUCAGCAAGGGUGACCGCAUCGCCCAAUUGGUCCUGGAGCGCAUCUACACGCCCGAGGUCGUCGAGGUCGACAAUCUCGAGGAGAGUGUCCGAGGGGCGGGCGGGUUUGGGAGCACCGGCUGA